This is a messenger RNA of Epinephelus moara (kelp grouper), 6208 nucleotides long. RefSeq names its product casein kinase 1, gamma 2b (gene csnk1g2b). Gene Ontology annotation, cellular component: cytoplasm; nucleus; plasma membrane. Gene Ontology annotation, biological process: peptidyl-serine phosphorylation; positive regulation of canonical Wnt signaling pathway; endocytosis. The record is from RefSeq and is a predicted model, not a curated record. The transcript has 12 exons. The coding region runs from base 720 to 2069 and encodes 449 amino acids. Gene Ontology annotation, molecular function: protein serine/threonine kinase activity; ATP binding. Lineage: Eukaryota; Metazoa; Chordata; Actinopteri; Perciformes; Serranidae.
AUGACGCGGAGCCUGGGUAUCGGCAGCUGAGGGAGGCUUAAAGAGACAACAGCAAAAUCAUAGCAACUUGAGGGCAAGAGAAACGAAAUGAGAAAGAUACCCUCAAGCGAAGAACCAUGACUUCGACUACGUUUCGAUAGCUGAAAUUUAAAGACAUACAGCUGACAUCAAACCCAUCAGUUACUCGUCUUUCUCGUCGCCGUGCUCUCUCCGUCGUCUGCUGUGGCCCUGCAACAUGGAGAAUGUCCACUGUGUCACUGAAGGCUGACCAGAAGAAAUGAGGCACUCCAGAAGAUGUUCCCAAGUGGCCUUGUGGAUGCAGUAGCUGGGUUUCCGAGUGCUUUUUUAUGACUAGUAUUGUAUGUGCGUCUGUGGGCACAUCCUAGCACAACCUGCCUAUUCUUCAGGCAGGGACAUGCUACUCUGAGGCUGGAGCUGGAGAAACACACAAGAAAGACGGCCCCUCUGGUAAACACGGAACACGAAGAAAAAAAGGGAAGCACUCAGCAGAAGAGCUGUCUGAUAGACACACGGGGCACUGCAGCUCGUUUAAAGUGUCUACUGAGCCACUGCACAUUUUAACAGCAACACCUUUCCUCUGUCCUACGAAAUUUUGUCUCCCACCCCCUCCCAAAAGCAUCCUCUGUCGUUGUUAUUGGAAUUUCUAUGGUUUGCAUGGCUGGAGAAUAACCGUGGAGAGGCCAGGGUAUCACAAGCUUAUGGAUUUUGAUAAGAGAGGGGGCAAGGGAGAGACAGAGGAAGGGAAAAAGAUGUCUAAGACAGCAGGCAGCAGGACUGGACAUGGGGGCCGGAGUUCAGGGACCAAUUCUGGAGUUCUUAUGGUUGGCCCAAACUUCCGUGUGGGUAAAAAAAUUGGCUGCGGGAACUUUGGAGAGCUGCGGUUGGGAAAAAAUCUCUAUACUAACGAAUAUGUCGCCAUCAAAUUGGAACCUAUAAAGUCCAGGGCGCCACAGCUCCAUUUGGAGUAUAGAUUUUACAAACAGUUGGGAAAUUCAGAGGGAAUCCCUCAGGUGUACUACUUUGGUCCUUGCGGGAAAUACAACGCCAUGGUGCUGGAGCUGCUUGGGCCCAGCCUAGAGGACCUGUUUGACCUCUGUGACCGCACCUUCUCCCUCAAGACAGUCCUCAUGAUAGCCAUACAGCUGAUAACACGGAUGGAGUAUGUCCACACCAAGAGUCUGAUAUACAGAGACGUGAAGCCAGAAAACUUCCUGGUUGGGCGGCCCGGAAGCAAGAGGCAGCACACCAUCCACAUCAUUGACUUUGGUCUGGCCAAAGAGUACAUAGACCCCGAGACCAAAAAACACAUCCCUUACCGGGAGCACAAGAGUCUGACUGGGACGGCACGCUACAUGAGCAUCAACACACACUUGGGAAAGGAGCAAAGCAGAAGGGAUGAUUUGGAAGCGCUGGGUCACAUGUUCAUGUACUUCCUCCGAGGUAGUCUCCCCUGGCAGGGCCUAAAGGCGGACACUUUGAAGGAGAGGUAUCAGAAAAUUGGAGACACCAAGCGAGCGACACCCAUUGAAGUGCUUUGUGAAAGCUUCCCUGAAGAGAUGGCCACCUACCUGCGCUAUGUGAGGAGGCUGGACUUCUUUGAGAAGCCUGAUUAUGACUACUUGAGGAAGCUCUUCACUGAUCUGUUCGACAGGAACGGCUAUGUCUUUGACUAUGAAUAUGACUGGGUCGGCAAAUCACUUCCCACACCGAUAGGCCCUAUCCCCAGUGACACGCCCCUGCAGCCCAGCAGCAGAGACAAAGCACAACAGCAGACCAAAAACCAGUCGCCUGAGCCCAAAGGAAGUGAGUCUCAGCCCACUCCAGUGACCAAUAAGGAGACUCUGGGGUCGCACCUCACAGCUGAGCGGCUGGGGGGCUCUGUCCAGGUGAUGAGCUCAACAAAUGGCGAGCUGAACACUGAUGAUCCCACAGCCGGACACUCCAAUGCUCCCAUCACCGCUCCCACCGAGGUUGAAGUGGCUGACGAAACCAAGUGCUGUUGUUUCUUCAAAAGGAGAAAGAGGAAAGCCCUCCAGAGGCACAAGUGAAAGAAGAGAACGGAGAGAACUUGAAACAUUGUGGUCACUGUCAAGUUUUAAAUGGAAGCAACUACACAGACCCCCCCUCCUGUCCCUUAUCUCUUUCCAGCUUCCCCCUCACCUCUUUAUCCCUCUCACCUUAUUCCCCCCCGUCACUCUGUACCUCCCCCCUCUCGCGCUCUCUUUCUCGUUCUCAGUGCUCCCUGGCUACUGGAGAGUUGAAGGAAUGUUGCAGUCCUACUGACUCCACAACAGACUCUUGAUUCCUUUAUCAACGAAAAAUAAACGUACCUGCAUUACAACGGGGGGCUUGAGAAAAAGUAAAAAAGCUGUAACAAUGAAACUCGAAUACCGUGGCGUGAAUAUGAAAAAAGAUACUGUUUGAAACAGUUAUUGUCUACAGUAGAUUCCAUAAGAAGGCGUAUUGUUCCAACAGUCAGCUGUUGAUCAGGGGGAACCAUUCGAGUGGUUCAAGUGAAAGAAAUCUGCUCCUUAGGAAUUUUUAUUUUAUUUUCUUCCUUUGGUGUGUGUUCUGGGAUCAAGGUAAAGAGAAAGGUGAACUAUGCUGUUGUUAAAUCUGAGCGACACAGGAAGCAUUUCAUCUAUAAAACAGAAUCUGGAGGAUUUUAUGUUUUUUUUUUUUUCCCUUUCUUUUUUUUGUAAUUGAAUCCUCAGUUUUCAAAGUCAAAUCCCUACAUUGAAAAACUCAUUUUUAUGUUGUAGUGUUUCUGGAGUUCAAUUCUUUUCCUCACUCUGGCUUUAUUUUUGUCUGUCAACGUGGACUUUGUAGCACAGUCACUGGCCUCAGGUACUGUGGAAGAUCGAGAGAAACAGAUAUUAAGCUCUCUUAUUAUUAUUGCACUUUUGGAAAAAAAAAGAAAACAAUUACAGUGGAAAACUUUAGGUUUGAAAUUAACAAUUAAGAAAACAACUUAAUAAAGACUGAUCUAGGAAGAGUCCUUCACAACGCUUAUAUCUGAGUUAUGGCCGAAAAAAUGUUGUCGAUUUACAUGAAAAGAAAAAAAAAGAUAUGUCUUUCGAUUUUUAUUUCUUACAUCAAAAUAAUUUACCAGGAAAUCAUAGUUUGUGCCUUUCUAAGUAAAAUGUUUAAAGCUCAAGUGAGUGUCCCGCCAUGACAUUUUAUCUAAUCUGUCCCAAAUGCUCACUGGAUUACUCUGUGUGUGUGUGUGUGUGUGUGUGUGUGUGUGUGUGUCUCUGCCUGUUUAUGUGUGUGUGUGCUCUCAAAUGUGGAGGUUUUGUAUGUGAAUAUGUUUGAUGAUGGUGUGCACAUCAGUUGCUCUCACAUAUAAGCAGUAUACAUCCCCUCAUCCUCUGCUGUGACAAUCGACACAUCUGUACAGUGGUGUUUGGUUUGGAGCAAGAUCUGGACUGUGCGUGUAUGUGUGUGUGUGUGUGUGAGUGAGUGAGAGAGAGAGAGAGAGAGCUCCGAGAGACAACAACCCAAAUCUGUUGGAACUGUUGUUUCAUUUUGUCAGGAGGUCACAGACAGACAUGCAGCUCAAUGAGGUUGACUUGUUUAUGAGGUAAAGCUAAUGGGCUGCUGUUUCUGAGCCUGAAAACAAAUUAACCUUCCCCAAAUUCCAAGAGCAUUGAACUGGAAAAAAACAUUUGCCCUUUUUUUGAGUCCCUAGCUGCUGCUAAUAACCAUAGUUUCAUGUAGGGUUGCAACUCAUUACUUUCAUUACCUAUUCAUCUGCUGAGCAUUUUCUCAAUUGAUCGAUUAUAAACAUCAGAAAAUACCCAACAGUGCUCAUGGUAUUAUCCAAGGCUGAACAGUCAUGUCUUUAGAUGUGUUGUUUGGUCUGAUUAACAGUCUAAACCCCAAAUUUGUUCAGUUUACUGGACCAUUUCAAACAUGACAACAUAAACAUACUGAAUGGGUCCUUUUGUAUUUCCUGUUGGUAUGUGUUACAGUGUAUGUGAAUGACGUCAGAUGACAGGAAGUACACAUGGACCUAUACUAUUGCUGAGCAAUGCCAGUUAAACAGGACUAAGAAAAAUAGUGAAUUCUCACAUUUGACAACCUGAAACCAGAUGUUUGGGAUUUUUGCUUAAAAAAAUGACAAAUGAUUGAGUCACAAAAAAGUUGGUGAUAAAUUGUCCUUCAAUUGACGAUAAUCGUUGCAGCUCUAGAUUCAUGUAUUUUCUUUCUUUUAAAUGUGUGUUCUUUUUGUUUCCCGGCCAAGAUAAGCUCUGUGUCUCGCUUGAUGCUCUGUCUGUGUUUAAGAUUGCUUAAAUCAGAGAUUGCAGCUUCUAUGGCCUCCGGUUGUUUAAAGGAGUACUCUUGUAUUAGGUUGGGGGACUCACAAGACACAGAUUUCAAAAGGUGGUCAUAACUGAAGCAGCAGGAGCCAAGAAAUCCUGACUGGUAUGGGUUCGAUUCAAUGUAGAAAAGACUCCAGCGCACUGUCUAACUUGCAAAAGUAAUGAUUUUGUUGCUGCUGCUGAGAGGUUUCAAUGACUAGAACUUCAUCAGGCCGUCAUCAGGCAAAUGAAGGCCUGGUCACUGAAACAUUGCUUCAGCAUUAAACAAAGUUUAUUGGUGGAGUUUAUUUGCCCCUAGAGAUGAACCAUCUUGUUUUCAAGGGGGUCCGACACAAAACAUAGAACACACUUCAUUACAAGGGACACAAUCACAACAUAAAAUGUGCAUACAUAGCUCUCAUUUACCAACCCACCCUCACAUCAUUCCCAUAAGCCAGCAAUACCCUCACAUAAUAAAAUGGAUGUAUAUGCCACAAGACACCUGGAGCAUUAAUAUACUACUACUACCACCACUACUACAAUAAUGGUAACAUGAAUCUUUGCAGGUUAGACAGUGUGCCGGCGUCUUUUCUACAAGUUUUAUUCUUCUCCUCCCUCUCCUGCGCACCUGUUUGAAAAUAGAUGUGCGAAGUUUUCCUUCGCUAUGGGUUAAAUCUCAAAAACACUGGGUCCUACAUUUCCCAUAAUGCCACUGGAUAUUGUCUUUCAUUAGAUCUUUCCUGCCUCCUUAAUCCCCCUUCUUUAAACCCAUCAUGCCAAGUUUAAAAAUGUUAAAAGUGUUGUGUCAGGCCCAGAAGGUGACGGGCGGGCUUCAGCAAAGCUCCCCCAGAGCUGAAUACCUCAGCUUCAUGUGUAAAGUCAGCAGAGUUUCCCUUUAAAACACCACUUGAGCCUCAUCUUUAUGAUUCAUUUAAGUUUAACUUUAGACUUUAACACUGACUGACCUGUAAUGUCACAAUGUGUGAUGACCAUGACCACCACAACAUAUGUGUCAUGAAAUGGGAACGGGAAGUUUAGGUUGUUUUCCACUUUAAGCUUACCAAAGGGCAAUGUUGCAAAUGUAUAAAUGCAUACUGAUGGAUUGAAAACAAAUGACCUGACAUCAGAGGCAAGUUGAGGUGCUGAAAUUCAGACUUAAUGUCACUUGAGUGUUAAUUUCAACAUGAUUCACCCAAACACAACUACAAUGGGGAAAAUAUGUCAAGUCUUUCCACAGCUAACAUUUUGACUGCAUUUAAUCUGGCUCAGCUUUGUUUCUAAAAAGCUAAUUGAUUUGCAGUCAUGAAGGAAAGAUUUGUCUAAGCAUGAUUUAAAGGACGAAAGUGGGCUCUGUGCUUGAAUCACUCGCCACGUGAAGGACAUAAAGAGGAACCGACUGUACUUGCUAACGGUAUUGAAACUCACGAGUUUUCAAAGCCACUCAUACCCACGGCUUUGUUGUUCAUCUAAUUAAGACUACACCGGAGGCGUGUACAUUGCAGAGCUGUAUAAUAACUACAAAGACAAAACAAAUCUCCAGAUCCGCAGAGGAUGGCACGCAGAGCGGCUGCGCGCUUUUACGCGUGAAGUCCAUGUGUCUCAAAGUGCCGCUGAUCGCUCAGAAAAGCUUUUGUUGGCGCAUUAAAAUAUUCCUAAACCGGUUCAGCUGACCAGCGUGGGGACCCAGCUUGGCAUAAUCCAUUACGUUGCGUUUAUUAUAUGAUUUAUGGUUAAGGAGAUUUUUUUUUUUUUUUGGAGAUGCUCAGACCAAGGUUGAACUGUGUUUUGCUCAACGUCUGUUAGUGUAACUAUUUGCAUUAUGUAUUUGUAAAUAUGACAACGACAGAUCUUUAAUUGUGAAUAAAGGAAGUUUUAUCACAGGA